AUGUCUGACCCAUCUAGAGCUGCAACAUGCGUCAAAGAUAUAGAUCCUCUUCGAUAUACGAGCUAUACUGAUGAAUGCUGUCGCGUACUUGAGGAGCUGCGGGAAUAUCCUACAGACAUGUAUCUGGUCCAGCUGGCACGACUCAAUCGUAUGGCCCACAGGAUCGUUCAGAUACUUCCCUUUGAUGCGUACAAUCCACCGCACAUAGCUUCGUCGGAUUCAGUCCAAAGGUGUGUCGAGGCUCUCGAAGCGGAAUUAAAGCGUCUGAAACCAUCUAGCGCGCAGGAUUGCAUUCAGGACUCCAUCCUGGCAUUACAGUAUUACAAUCUAGAGCUCCUCUUAUACGAGUCCGCUCUGGAAGAUGACUUCUCAAAGAACGACGGGAAUAGCACCGGGGUGCAUUGUGAUAUCCUUCACUCAUCCUUGAUCUCAGCGAAAGACUUCUUCUCAACGUUCUCUUCUCUUACGCCUCAAUAUUUCCUCUAUCUCCCAUACUCGGUCUACCAGCAAUACUACCAUGCCGUCGAUUCAUUAUCGAAACUUCUGCUUUUGGCAUGGAAGGAACGCGAUCAGAUCAACGCACCUACUACCAUUGAUGUUCCAACAGCCGUUAACAUGUUCGUUGGAAAGGCUAAAGAGGCAGUGCGGUUUCUGAAUGACGAAGAAUCAUCACUCUGCGCGGAGGAAAUACUGUAUCAACUCAUAGCACGAGUGCGUACAUUUAAGGAGCUUCACGAAGAAAGACUUGCCAACGUCGAAUCUUAUGACAUCAAUACAAAUGCUACGAGGAGGAAUUCAAUAAGAGAUGCGACAUUUUCGCUACCGCAUGGCAUGUCGUGGCAGUUUCUGGAUUCAGAAUAA
This is a messenger RNA of Aspergillus viridinutans, 861 nucleotides long. RefSeq names its product transcription factor domain-containing protein. Lineage: Eukaryota; Fungi; Ascomycota; Eurotiomycetes; Eurotiales; Aspergillaceae. Gene Ontology annotation, molecular function: DNA-binding transcription factor activity, RNA polymerase II-specific; transcription cis-regulatory region binding. Gene Ontology annotation, biological process: regulation of DNA-templated transcription. The transcript is spliced from 2 exons. Gene Ontology annotation, cellular component: nucleus. The record is from RefSeq and is a predicted model, not a curated record. The coding region runs from base 1 to 861 and encodes 286 amino acids.